GGUGUGUGUUUGGACUACUGGAUCACAGCAUGACAGUGAUGUGCCUGUUGCACACUCUAUAUCUGAUAAGCUGUCGAUAAAGAAGAAUAUUUCUAAAAGGGAACUUGAAUGUGAAGAGGGAGAAUAUCAUGCAGAAACUAUGUGCUGUAAAAUGUGUGCACCAGGUUCAUUUAAACAUGCUGAUUGUACAAAAACCAACAAAACCGCAGUUUGUGACCCAUGCACAGAAGGAACAUACACGGAACAAGACAAUGCCCUCCUGGAGUGCAUGAGGUGCAGGUCAUGUGACACUAUACUUGGUUUUGAAGUUGAAAAACAUUGUACCACCACUCACAACACAAAAUGCAGGUGUGCACAACACCACUUUUGCAAUUCUUCUGAACCAUGUGGACACUGUGAUCCAUGCAGCAAGUGUGAAAAUGAUGCCAUUGAAAAAGAAUGCACUCAGACCACAGAUACCAUAUGCAAAAGAAAAGGACACUUCUGGUGGAUCUAUCUAGUGGCUGGAAUCAUAAUCACAUCACUAGCAGCCAUCGCAGUGUACUGUUACAAGAAGAAACGGCAGGAUUUUGAUUUGAACAAGGAGAUGCCGUGUCAGGAUGUCCACCGCCCACCCAUCUGUGUUGAAAUGGAGCCUCUCAUGCACCCAGAUGUCGACCUGAGCAUCCAUAUUCCAGCUAUUGUAGAGGAGAUGACGCUAUCACAAGUGAAGGCUUUUGUUCGAAACCGUGAAAUCUCAGAAACUGCCAUAGAGCAGACCCUCCAAGAUAAUUUAAAUGAUUCAGUAGAGCAAAAAAUCAAAUUAUUCCAUAUCUGGUAUCAACAUCACGGGAUGAAGGGGGCUUAUGGAAGUUUGAUCAGCAGCCUAAGAGAAUUAAAAAUGCGUGCCGUUGCUGAUAAAAUUGAGAAAAAACUGAAUGUGGUCACUUGCAGCACUCAGGAAAAUGGAAAAUGGAAUGUCAGUACAGCUGAGUAAACAAAGGCUAUUCUGAUGGACAUAAUGUGUAGUCAGUGGACACACUAUCUAAACACAUUAGUGUUUUUGUAUCAGCUCUUUCAAAGGCGCUUUCCUUCAUCAUUUCUACCUGAUUUUCCUGACUAAACAAGAGGAAAAUGAACAAUUACAGACAACAUGGCUAACUUCUGCAGACAUAUCAAUGUGCAUUUCAAAGACUGAGAUUUUCUUACUUGAGGAAAAGGAUUGGGAAGGAUUCACUAUAAAAAAAAGCAACCAUACAGUAGUUCAAGCAGAGGACUCACAAUGCUGUUGCAUGCAAACAAGUCAGCUAACGUUUUGAAAUAAAGCUUUAAAGAUUUAUAGUCCUAAACACGGGAUAACCUUUGUGUUUAAUUAUGCUCAAGUUAUGGUUUAUAGCUAUUUUCUUUAUGUAAAGAAUGAAAACUCUGGUGGUAUGUUUACAGUAUUUUUCAGCAAUAAUGGUGGGGGGGGAGAAUUUGUUUUAAAAUUAAAGGCUAAGUUUAAUGUAAUUGAUAAACAUGUAAAGAUUUACUUACAUGAGAAAUCCCAUUUAAAUCACUGAGGCUAUUCACUUGUGUAAAUUUACAAGAUAAAGAAUAUACUUGUUUUUAUAGUUUA
Messenger RNA from Pelodiscus sinensis (Chinese soft-shelled turtle), 1597 nucleotides. NCBI's taxonomy places the organism in Eukaryota, Metazoa, Chordata, Testudines, Trionychidae. The record is from RefSeq and is a predicted model, not a curated record.